GCAGACGAAGCAUAAGAUUCAUCAAGCACGUUAGACAACCCGUGGCACAUUUCCUGUUUUCCUCCGUCUGCUCUGCAGGUCACAGACACACAGAACCCAACCUAUCCAGGGCUCAGCAGGGACAGGGCUGCUGGCCACUCAACAAAGGCUGCAUUCCUCCCAGGGCUACGGGAAGGCCCAAGCACAGGCCGGGGUUGUUUGGUUUUGAGGUGUGCUGGGGAUGAAAGUCACCCUGGAAAUGGAAGGCUCGGUCAUUCAUUCAUUAAUUAUAAUUGAAAGUUUGUUCUUAAGAACGUUUCCUUUGAAAUUACUUUCUAUCAGACAGCGACGGCCACAAAGGCCUCAGAUACUCAGAACAUUCCCAAUUCCUCAGCACGAGCAUUUUUAUUCCAGGAUCAGAGAUUCUGUUCUGAUCUGGCUCUUCCCUUGUGACUGUCUCCCACCCUCACUUUAGAGCUGGGGUUUGUUUAUUUGGGGUGUGUGUAUGUGUGUCUGUGUGUUUCAUGUCUCCUUUUUAAAAGGAAAUGUAUACUGCACCAAAUAACCUUUUUGUAGACUUUAAUCUGUCCCUUUUCAGAUAAAUGAACAAUGGAAAAACUCCGCGGAAAGAUUAGAAAGACACCUGAGACUAACACCCACCUAACGCUGUGGGCCACACCUCGGGGUUACAAAUGGAAGGGAGAAGCAAACUGAUACAUUGAUGUGGCUCUAAACAACAACAACGUUUGUGAAGGCCCAGGGGCGCUCGGGAUUGACCAAGAGGAAACACAUGUUGCACAACGAUACAAUCUUGUUGGUACAGUUGUCAGAGAAGGGAACUCCCACAGCGAAGGGCAUAAAACCAUCCGGGGCAGUCUGGGGCAGCUCAGUUCUGCGGCGCCAAGGAGCAGAGCAGAGCCCAGCCCUGCCCCAAACACAGAUGGGACCAUGAACUCCAGCCACAGCUUCAGCCAGAACCCCUCAGCCUCCCUCCAUGGCACCAGAGGCAGCUGGGGCUGGCCGGGGAGCUUCCCUCGGGCUCCCAGUGUCCACAGAGGAGCGGGCGGUGUCCGCAUCUCCCUCUCCUUCACCUCGCCAGGCUGCCCACCCCCUGGAGGGUCUUGGGGGUCUGGAAGAAGCAGUUCCCUCCUAGGUGGAAAUGGGAAGGAGACGAUGCAGAACCUCAAUAACCGCCUGGCCUCCUACCUGGACAAGGUGCGUGCCCUGGAGGAGGCCAACGUGAAGCUUGAAAGUCAUAUCCUGAAGUGGCAUCAGCAGAGAGAUGCCAGUGGUAAGCAAGAUUACUCCCAAUAUGAGGAAAACAUCAGCCGCCUGCAGGAGCAGAUAGUGGGCGGUCAGCUGAACAAUGCUCAGAUCAUUCUCCUCAUCGACAACGCCAGGACGGCAGUGGACGCCUUCAGCCUCAAGUAUGAAAAUGAACACUCUUUCAAGAAAGACUUGGAAACUGAAGUUGAGGGUCUCCGAAAGACCUUGGAUGAUCUGACCAUUGUCAUAACAGACCUGGAACAGGAGGUUGAGGGAAUGAGGAAAGAGCUCAUCCUCAUGAAGAAGCGCCAUGAGCAGGAAAUAGAGGAACAUCAUGUGCCAAACGACUUCAAGGUCAAUGUGAAGGUGGAUACAACCCCAGGGGAAGAUCUGAUUAAGGUCUUGGAGGAUAUGAGGCAGGAAUAUGAGUCUAUAAUAAAGAAGAAGCAUCAAGAUUUGGACACCUGGUAUAAAGAGCAGUCAGCGGCAACGGCCCAGGAGGUGGCCAGUCCAACAGUUGUACAGAGCAGCCAAAGUGACACCCAUGAACUGAAGCGUACUUUCCAGGCCCUGGAGAUUGACCUGCAGGCGCAGUGCAACAGGAAAUCUGCUUUAGAAAACAUGUUAUCGGAGACCCAGUCUCGGUACUCCUGCCAGCUCCAGGACAUGCAACAGAUCAUCUCCCACUAUGAGGAGGAAUUGAAGCAGCUACGCCAUGACCUGGAGCAUCAGAACAACGAAUACGAGGUCCUCCUGGGCAUCAAAACCCACCUAGAGAAGGAAAUCGCCACCUACCGCCAGCUCCUGGAGGGAGAGAGUGAAGGGACAAUGGAGGAAUCUAAGUCAAGUGUGAAAGCGUCUGCAGCUCCAAAGAUCAAGGCCAUCACCCAGGAGAGCAUCAACGGAAGAGUAAUUCUUUCGCAAGUGAAUGAGAUCCAAAAGUAUUCAUGAAACCAAUAAAAGUUUUUGCCUGUUGUAAAAACUAUUUUUCCCCAAUGGAAAGUCCUUGCCCAGACACAAAUGAGUGAGUCCUAAGAGGUAUUCCCGGAGUUAUCAAACUCAAACUUUUAUUUUUUUCUCUGUAACAAUCUCAUCAGAUGUUCCAUAAUGAUCUUGAUAUACUGCUGCACUUUUUGAAUCAAAGUAGGAGUUGAUGAGCUUAAAGCUCUACUUCCCUACUGCAGUCUUCAGAUUCCCAUCACCGUGUAUCUGUUUUGUAGCCAAUAAAACUCUACACCACCUGCA
Molecule: messenger RNA, 2490 nt
Organism: Ceratotherium simum simum (southern white rhinoceros)
Lineage: Eukaryota; Metazoa; Chordata; Mammalia; Perissodactyla; Rhinocerotidae
Gene: KRT23
Product: keratin 23
Biological process (GO): intermediate filament organization; epithelial cell differentiation
Cellular component (GO): cytoskeleton
Molecular function (GO): structural molecule activity
Source: RefSeq, a predicted model, not a curated record